UGCCGAUGGUCAGAUGACUGAAAAAAAAACUAUUUAAAACUCUAAUGAGCAACCUGAGACAGGUUCAUACACUCUGCGGGCACCUCUUAGUGAAGGAUUAAUACGUUAAACUUCCUUAGUUACUCCAGUUUGUCAAAAGAAUAACGAAACGAUUUUAAGCCCUGAACAUUAUGGUAGAAAAAUCAAUAAGAAUUGCACUUUGCUUGUUAUGUUCUAUUCUGUGCCAUUCAUUCAGUGCCUUAGCCGCUACACCCGACCAGAACGUGCAACUAAAAGAUGAUUCUGAGGAUGGCUUCUCAAUGGAACCGGUGCUACUUCAUGACCGAAUCAAGUACAACAUGCGAAAGUCUUUGGAUCUUGAUGACGACGGCUGUUACCUCCAACCUGGGAAAAAGGAAAGCAUUGAGGAGUGUGGCUUCACUACCUCAGUCAAGACCAUUCUGAUCAUCCACGGCUGGACGAUGAGUGGGAUGUUUGAGAGCUGGAUGCACAAGCUGGUGGCUGCUGUUCAGAGACGAGAGUCGGAGGCUAAUGUGGUGGUGGUCGACUGGCUGGGCCUGGCCCACCAGCUUUACCCUGAUGCCGUCAACCAUACCCACAGGGUUGGGCAGAGCAUCGCUACUCUUUUGGACUGGCUCCAGGGAGAAAUGCAGCUACAACUUGAGGACGUGCAUAUGAUUGGAUAUAGUCUUGGUGCUCAUGUUGCUGGAUAUGCUGGAACUUUUGUAAAUGGAAAUAUUGGACGCAUUACAGGUUUAGACCCAGCUGGUCCCAUGUUCGAGGGGGCAGAGUCCCACAAGAGGCUUUCUCCAGAUGAUGCGGACUUUGUCGACGUCCUGCACACAUACACACGGGGAGCUUUGGGUGUCAGUAUUGGGAUCCAGGAGCCUAUUGGGCAUAUUGAUAUGUAUCCCAAUGGUGGGGAUGUACAACCAGGCUGUUCCUUAGGAGAUGUGCUGUCCACUGCUGCUGCAGGAAACUUUGUGGAAGUCAUGAAGUGUGAACAUGAGCGGGCAGUGCAUCUCUUUGUGGACUCGCUCAUGAACAUGGACCACGUGAGUUACGCUUUUCAAUGUACCGGCCCUGAUCGCUUCAAGAAGGGCAUUUGUCUGAGCUGCAGGAAGAACCGCUGCAACAGUAUUGGUUACAACGCCAAGAAAAUGCGAAAGAGGAGAAACAGCAAAAUGUACCUGAAGACUCGCGCAGACACACCUUUUGGUGGUUACCACUAUCAGAUGAAGAUGCAUGUGUUCAACAGGAAGAAUGCAGAUGAUGCAGAUCCCACUUUCUACGUCAAACUAUACGGAUCCCAUAAUGAUACCGAUAACCUCAGUGUAGACAUUGCCGAUGGAGUUGGUCUAAACCUCACAAACACAUUUCUUGUCUUCACGGAAGAGGACAUCGGUGACCUGCUGAAAAUUUCUCUUCGCUGGGAAGGCCCUUCUGAUUCCUGGUCAUCUAUGUUGAAACACCUUAAGUCAUCACUUUGGUCAUGGUCAAGUUCACAGAACAACAAAGUUCUGGAGGUUCGGAGGAUCAGAGUCAAAGCAGGAGAAACGCAGAAGAAGUUCACCUUCUGUGCUGAUAAGACUGAGAUAUCGCCAGGGCAAGAAAUUACAUUUAUUAAAUGCCGUGAUGGCUGGGAAGUAAAACCUAGAAAAAGAUUCCACUACUGAGAGGAUCGCUGUUACCUAGGGACCCAAGGUGGUGAAGGGCCUGAGCACUUUUGAUUGUUCUGGUACACAUUUGGUGGGAUAAUGCACCAUAUUUGUUUGGGUGGGUAGAACACUACUUGUACUGCUCAAAUGGCCGGCUCAGAUGGGUGAUGGCUGGUUACUGGACUUGCUCAGGGCAUUUUUUUUUUUUUUUUCUACCGUUGGGACGUUCUGAAUUGUUUGAGAUGUGAGCUCUUCAUCUUUUGAUACAAUUUGUAUGUUUUCUAUUGAUGCAUUCAAACCUCUGUUUUGUGGAUCUCAGACUCUUACUUAACAACGCAAUGCUCGUUAUAUAUAUAUUUUUGUACGUUUUUAAUUUAUGAAGGAAAAAAAAGCACUGUAAAACCAAGCUUAUUUAUCAAUCUAAUGCACACCUUGUACCAAGGCAUAAAUUCAUUCUCUCUCAAGUUACCUGGUGACCACUUUUACAUGUGUAUGUGGAUUUCAAUAGGAAGAAGGAUUUUAUGUGAAUUCACAGUAUUAUUUAAGGUCAUAAGAAUGGAGAGAGCUGCUCUAUUUGUCUUCAUUAAAAUGUUGCACAUUUUGUGCCUUGUUCUGUACAUGUUUUAUGUAUAUGAUGUGUAUAUAAAACGUAAUAAUAAUUUGUAAAAAAAAAUUAUAAUUUGGAUUCCA
Molecule: messenger RNA, 2348 nt
Organism: Sinocyclocheilus anshuiensis
Lineage: Eukaryota; Metazoa; Chordata; Actinopteri; Cypriniformes; Cyprinidae
Product: endothelial lipase-like
Exons: 11
Coding region: 171-1676 (501 amino acids)
Biological process (GO): lipid catabolic process
Molecular function (GO): lipoprotein lipase activity; protein binding
Source: RefSeq, a predicted model, not a curated record